Messenger RNA from Triticum aestivum (bread wheat), 1907 nucleotides. RefSeq names its product 4-hydroxyphenylacetaldehyde oxime monooxygenase. Gene Ontology annotation, molecular function: monooxygenase activity; iron ion binding; oxidoreductase activity, acting on paired donors, with incorporation or reduction of molecular oxygen. NCBI's taxonomy places the organism in Eukaryota, Viridiplantae, Streptophyta, Magnoliopsida, Poales, Poaceae. The coding region runs from base 241 to 1794 and encodes 517 amino acids. The transcript has 3 exons. The record is from RefSeq and is a predicted model, not a curated record.
GUCCUACAAAGUCUCUGCAUUUAUCUCUGAUUUGUGAGAGAAAAUACAUCCGAAUUACGCCACGUAUCGAUACAGAAUCGCGUUGGAUAGCUUCCGCUGCGGUCCGUAGACUGGAGAUCCGCAGAUUCAAAGCGAUCGUUCAAAGCCAUGGCAGGGCACUCGCCCACUCUCCCUCAUCUUGUCUUACUUGAGCACCGGCAGCCAUCAUCCGCCUCCCAUUAAGAACUCCAGACCGUCACCAUGGCUGCCUCUUCUCCUCCCAAGUCCCAACCCAUCACUAUGGGGCCUCUUCCGCCGCUCGUAUUAGCACUCUUUCUCCUACCUCUCCUCUACUUGUUCUUCAGGGGCGGUAGCAAGGGACGAUCGACACAGGGAGCAAGAAACGCUCCCGGGCCGCCGAAACAGCUUCCCGUGCUCGGCAACCUCCUGCAGCUCGGCGGCCGGCCACACCGGUACUUCCAGUCGCUCACCCAGAAGUACGGGCCGGUGGUGCAGGUGCAGCUCGGCCGCGUGCGGAUGGUCGUCGUCGCGUCGCCUGAGGCGGCCAAGGAGGUUCUCCGGACGAACGACCUGCACUGCUGCAGCCGCCCAAAUUCACCAGGUGCGAGGAUGCUGAGCUACAACUUCCUCGACGUGGCUUUCGGCCCCUACAGCGACUACUGGCGCGAGAUGCGGAAGCUCCUCGUGCUGGAGCUGCUGAGCGUGAGGCGCGUCCAGUCCUUCGCCUACGCCCGGGCCGCAGAGGUGGACCGCCUUGUCUCCUCCCUCGCCGGCACCCCUCCGGGCACCCCGGUCGACCUCAGCGAGCAGCUGUACGCGCUCUCGGACGGCAUCAUCGGCACGGUGGCCUUCGGGAAGAUGUACGGGUCGGAGUCGUUCGAGAGGACCAGCUUCCAGCGGAUGAUGGACGAGACGCUGCGGGUGCUCGGCAGCUUCACGUUCGAGGACUUCUUCCCGUCGUCGGCGCUCGCACGGUGGGCGGACGCCCUCACCGGCGUGGCGUCGCGGCGGCGGAGGGUCUUCCUCAGGAUCGAUAGGUUCUUCGACGCGGUCAUCGACAAGCACCUCGAGCCGGGGAGGCUGGCGGCCGGGGUGCAGGAGGACAUGGUCGACGCGCUGGUGAAGAUGUGGAGGGAUCAAGAUGGGGCUCUGGCGCUGACGCGUGAUAACAUCAAGGGAAUCCUGAUGGAUACAUUCGCCGGUGGGAUCGACACUUGCGCUGUGACGACGAUCUGGAUCAUGGCGGAGCUGAUGAGGAACCCAAGGGUGAUGCGGAAGGCGCAGUCGGAGGUACGCGCCGCGGUGGGGAACAAAUCCAGAGUGUACGAAGAAGACGCCCAGGGCCUCAAGUACCUCAAGAUGAUAGUGAAGGAGAACUUCAGGCUCCACCCGCCGGGGCCUCUGCUGAUCCCAAGAGAGACCAUGCAGAGCUGCGAGGUCGCCGGCUACAGCGUGCCCGCGGGCACCAGGAUACACGUCAACGUCUGGGCCAUGGGGAGAGACCCGGAGAUAUGGGACAGGCCGGAGGAGUUCUUCCCCGAGCGGUUCGAGGACGCGCAGGUUGAUUUCAGGGGGCUGCACUUCGAGCUCCUUCCGUUCGGGUCGGGACGAAGGGCCUGCCCUGCCGUCGCCAUGGGCGUGGCCAAUGUGGAGGUCGUGCUGGCCAACCUGUUGUAUUGCUUCGACUGGGAGCUUCCCGAGGGCGUGAAGGAGGACGACGUCGAUAUGGAGGAAACAGGGCAGCUUGUUUUCAGCAAGAAGGUGGCUCUUGAGCUUGUGCCAGUUAAGCGGUAGUGAUAUCUUUUUUUAGUGAUAUCUUUUUUUUGAGAUUCUAGUGAUAUCUCAUAUGUUUCAAAUGCCACCUAGUGCUUCCUCAAUAAACUAAACAGUAGUUUAAAUCUCAAAUA